Rotaria sp. Silwood2 is the source of this 1023-nucleotide messenger RNA. Lineage: Eukaryota; Metazoa; Rotifera; Eurotatoria; Philodinida; Philodinidae. The record is from the annotation of a GenBank genome assembly.
AUGGGUGUUGUGGUUGAACAUAACAAUAGCAGUGAGAAAGAUCCAAUGGCAAGAGCAGUAGGCAUCGUUACAUUGGAAGAUAUUAUCGAAGAAAUGAUUCAAGAAGAAAUCAUCGAUGAAACUGAUGUAUUUACUGAUAAUCGUGGUAAAGUGCGAAAUAUGUUAUCACAAGCGCCCGACUUUUCGGCAUUCAUGCGUCAAACGGAAACGUCUUAUGAUACGACGAAAAUAUCAGCUCAAAUGAAAGUUGCCAUUUUACAAUUUCUUUCAACAAGUGUUGAACAGUUUACUUCACGGUUCAUAUCGUCUCACAUCCUCGCUCGUUUAUUAAAUAUCCAAUUCUACCAGGAAUUCGAAUACGAUGAAGAUAGAGCUAAAAACGACAAAGUAACUUACAUCUACGAGUAUGGAAGACCGGCCGAUUAUUUCGUGCUCAUUCUCAACGGGCAAGCAGAAUUGAUCACCGGCAAAGAGAAAAUUGUUAGCGAAGUCGGUCCAUUUUCUUACUUCGGUAAUCCUGGUAACAAAGUGGAAGAUAUGUUACGUUUGAAAGAUCUCAAAUUUCGACCAUUUAUACCGGACUUCAGCUUGCGAGUUUGUGAAGAUGUGCAAAUUUUACGCAUUCGUCGAACACAUUGGUUAGCGGCUAUUCGUGCGACUUUCUUUGAAAAUAAACAGAAAGCAAAUGGUGGUCCACCAAUGCUCAAUUCCGACGGCGAGCAGAUUGAUUUGUUGACACAAGAAUUGGAAAAAGCCAACUGUGUCGAUCGACCAGAGACAAGUACCAGAACUUCAAGUGAAACAAGCGAUAAAAUACGUGCUCGAGCAAUGUCUAUGACGCCAACAACGGGUUCGGGGCCUACCAAAGCAAAGCAUGAACGUUUUUUCAGUCGACUUCGUUCAAAAACUAGUUCGCAUAAUGUAGACAAGACCUCGUCGGAAAGUGCGACGACUUCGAAUCGAAAUACGCUGAGUUUAACCGGCCAACAACGCCAUCAUUUAUCUCGUACUGAUCAGACUUAA